AUGGGGGCACGGGUCCCUCCUGGGACGAUCCCGCGCGUGCACCGCGUGGGCGCAACCAGCGCCAGACACCCAGACCCCCACUUCCCGCCAGGUGGCCCCCGGCCCCGGCAACCUCCACGCCGCAGCCCGAGCGGGAAACAGCAGAGCUGGAACAAAACGCCCGGGACCUUGUGGCCGAGUCCACCGCCGGAGGGGCCCCGCCCCCGCUGCGUGCGCACGUCGGACCGCCCUCGCGCAGCCCACUUGGCUGCGGCGGCCGCGGCACUUCAGGGAGUCGCUGGCGGACGCUUGAGCGCGGCGACUGACGGACGGCCGAGCGGACAGGAGGCCGGUGAGUGGGCCGCGCCUUCCGCGGCCCUUCUCUGGGCUCCUCGGCGAGUCCGUCCGGCCGGGGUCUUUGGGAGCUGGGUCGGGCGGGCGGCGGCGCGCUGGGGCCCUGGCGCCGGCCUGAGGGAAACCCGGCGGGCCGGGGCUGGGGGCGGCCGGAAACGGGAUGAGCGGGGAGGGGGCCGAGCUGAAGAUACCCGCUUCCUACGCGCCGCUUCGGCGGGCCCGCGAGGCCAGAGCAGCCGGUCCGCGUUGGGCCUCCUUGGGCCCAGCGCCUCGCGGAGUCACGAGUGCGCUGGGCGAGGUGACCCCGGGGACGCCGCGUGCCGUCUUGGCGUUCUUGGCGCGGGGUUGCAGCCUCCCGCCGCGGUGGGCCCGCCGGGACCCCCGCCUGCCCCCAGCGCUGCUGAGUUCGCGUUCGCGGUUCUCUGA
Lutra lutra (Eurasian river otter) is the source of this 759-nucleotide messenger RNA. Its product is annotated as bcl-2-binding component 3, isoforms 3/4-like. NCBI's taxonomy places the organism in Eukaryota, Metazoa, Chordata, Mammalia, Carnivora, Mustelidae. The coding region runs from base 1 to 759 and encodes 252 amino acids. The record is from RefSeq and is a predicted model, not a curated record. The transcript is spliced from 3 exons.